UAACUCACCUAACUCACCUAACUCUAACUCACCCAACUCACCUAACCCCUACACCCCCGAUUAGGCCCAGGCGACAGAACAGUCGACCCACCAUUCCAAAGUGGAGAAAGUCUUCUACAUUACCUCCCCUUCAUCUUUCCACCUCCCCCAAACCCCACACCUAUCGUCCAUCAUUUGCACACUUUCAUACUUACUCUUACUUUACAUACUACAUACACACACAUACAUACCGUUGCCUGCGCCAUCUUCUCUCCUCGACAUUCAAUCCGUCUGUCUAAAUUCUCUUACCUAUCUCGCUCUCCGCCUACUGUCUCAUCGAUCGCCACCCGCCGCCGUUACAAAGCUUAGGCUCCAUCCCCCACAAAGCUCUCGCGUGUCGCCUUUCAAAAGCUCAUUGCCACAAACAAUCGAUCCGCCACAACAUAUCCUGUGUCGCGUUGACCUUGCAAUACCCUGAGAGAGUCUGAUCUGACAAUUUCGACCCCAUACCUCACAUACGCCGACUGCCAUUAUUGCGACGGGAUAUAACUCCCUAGGCUAGGCUGUCGCGUCCCCUCUCUCCAGACGACAAUGGGCAAUGAAUAGUUGAGGCGAAUUCAGCCUUCUUUAUCCUCUCAGGGGGCCCGAACAUUUCAUUCGGGUUAUUAGAAUAGGAGAAUCUAGACUUUGAAAGGAUCGCGAUCUGCAUUGGCGGAGGAAUAUAUCACUCCUCGGCCGUACAACAUAUUAAUACGACAUGAACUCUGGAGCGAAAACCCGGCCGGCGGGCAAAUUCAACCAGUCAUCCUACCCCACCACAAUGUCAGCAAGCAACCCCUCCAUUUUGCUCGACAAAGUCAACGGGAGACGAUCCACUCCUGACUCUGAGGCUCUGGCAAGCUCUGACGAUGAGGGUGACACCCAGCAGCGGCAGGAGAAUACCAUACCGACAGCAGCGCCUCAUAAGCCUGUUCGUCGCGCCUCCUGGCUGAAUGAUACCACCCAGCCUUUGAGCCAGCCUCGUAAGGGCUCUUUCGCAAGCAGCACAAUUUCACCAACAACCUCACAUCCCACUACCCCAUCUACCGAGACAGGCGCAUGGGGUGCGCAUACGUCCACAUCAUCUGCUACAGCUACUGGCCGCGUCCCUCCUGGAUCCACAUCAUUUCCCUGGGGAUCUGGGAUCUGGAAUACUGAAGCCAGAAAAGACGCACCCCAUAGGUUGUCAGAGGUCCUUCCGUCACCAACCAGUCUGACAGGCGGAUUCGCCAAUAAUGGCCUCUUCAACACAGACAACAGUAAUUCUCAGGGCCUCGCUACCUCUCGCGAUGCACCUGCAGAGACAACAAUACCUUUCGCAAUUCCUCUUCAUCCAACCCCGAAGACAUAUCGCUCCCAGUCCUACUCUGUCGGGCAACUCGACUCCGAGAGCAAUGUUCCUGGUGCGGGCAUUCUGCCAGGCCCUGGCUUCAACGCCCGCGUACGCGGAAUGCACCAUUCAGGGUUACAGCACCGACCAUCAAGGCCCAGCAUGCUAAGUGAGGUAUCAGGUGACGGAACUGGGCUGGGAAAGCUUAAGGAAGUUGACGACGACGACCUGGAAGAGUUUGACAACAUGGCCCACGGCUCGCAGCUGCAGGACCAGGCCAAGGUGCUGGAGGCACUGGCGCGAGAGAAUGCAAUGCUCCGUAAGCAGAACUAUCACAACUCAAGGCUUAGGCCGAGAGCUGCUACCAGCACAUCCCUUGCUUCCUUCCAGCCCGGCUAUACAUACGGGUUGCAAGAUAUGUUGCCAGAAGAAUCCGACUAUGCCAUCGAUGAGAUGGAUGAGAUGGGCGAGCUUCAAGACAUCGGAAAUAAAUCGAUGCUUGCACGCCGACUGAGCGAAUAUGGUGAGGGCCAACUAGGAAGAGGAGGAUAUGGCGCAGCCGAGAACCAGAAACUUGAGAAUGUGAAAAAGGCGAUUUGGCAGAGCUCAUUGGGGUUUGGUGGAUUAUCAGACAUCUCUCAAAGUCGCAGACACUCGUUUGCUGACGUCCCGACCCGCCAUGCUUCUGUAGGCUCUGUGGGAGAACAGAUGCCAGGCCGUGAAAAUGGCCAUCAAGAGCAAAUAUUGCCUCAAGAUGUGCAGUCACGCUAUGCUGACUCCACUGAUUAUACGAUUAAUGAUCAUGGUAAGCUUGCACCUUCUACAACCGCUCACCAUUUCCUUUCGCCUGGGGCCAAUUAUUCACGCGGGGGAAAUACAGCAGUAUCAUAUUUCGGCGGCGCACCCGUCCAAGCAAGAAAUACCGAGGCAUAUGGAUUACCGCCCUAUCAACAAGCCUCUGCCUAUCAACCUUACCCUGUGGCCCCAGCCUAUGGCAGCGCGCAGCCAACCUCUCCUCAUCGCAACAUCUACAGUGUACCUCAGCCACGGCAGAAUCAACUUCUCUAUAUCGUGCUCUUCAAGUGCUCAAGAGCCGACGUUUUCUACGUCCAAGAAGGAACUGGGCUCUCUGUCAAACCCGGUGACCUUGUGAUUGUAGAGGCGGAUCGUGGAACUGAUCUAGGCACGGUAUCCCAAGACAAUGUUGACUGGGCCACAGCGAAAGAAUUGAAAGAGCAUUACGCUGAAGAACACUACAAGUGGCUUAUGAUGUACUCGCAAGGUGCAGUUGGCACUGCCGAUGGAACAGGCGCGGGUUUGAUGGCCGCCUCAAAUGGACUUCAGGGAAGUGCCGUUGGUGGGAUGGGUCCUCCCACUCAACAUGGAAUGCAAGAGCCAAAUCCUGGAGAACUAAAGCCAAAAAUCAUCAAGCGUUUGGCGCAGAACCAUGAGAUACAGGCUCUCCGGGACAAGGAAGGGAAUGAAGCCAAGGCAAAGAGAGUUUGCAUGCAGAAAGUAAAAGAGCACGGUCUCCACAUGGAAAUCCUUGAUGCUGAAUUUCAAAUGUAAGUCUCAUGCUAUUUCUUACUUCGUUCUUAACUAACAAUACAUUAGGGAUUGGAAAAAGCUCACUUUCUAUUACUUUGCGGAUGCUUAUAUCAACUUCAACUCCCUGGUUACGGAUUUGUUCAAGGUCUAUAAGACCAGAAUCUGGAUGUCUGCCAUAAAUCCGGCGUCAUUUGCUACCCCAAGCCUGGGACUUCAAGCCCCUAGCGGAGUCGGCCCAGGUGCAGUUGGUGCGAAUAGACACACCCAGGUCGAGAGAAGACCACAGCAGCCACCCCAGCAAGAGCAGCCCAACUUCAAUACCUUGAACCAAGGUGGUCGAGGAUACAAGCCCGGGGCUGCUAAUGCUUUUCAGCCCACACUUGAUAAGCCCAGCGUGUCCCAAACUUCGUUUCAGCAGCCGUUCACUUACGGCCAUUCGGCAUUCACCCCAGCCCCACGUAACGCUCCAGGCAAUUAUGGCCCGAAUAUGAUGCAGCAGAUGGAGUCGUUUUCUCAAUUGCCAACUGCAGCAGAUUAUCACGGAGUGCCUGAUCGCUUCCUACCAUCCCAUACAACUGGUAAUGGCCAAGAUCCUGGCGAUUUUAGCCGACCAGGGGGUGACAACGAGGGCUGGAUGAAUUCUUUUCAACGACUGUCGCUCAACAGCCGUUGAUUGACCAGUUUUAUUCGCCGUUAGUUUGAUAUACAUUUCCUACUGGCCUCCCCGUCGGAGGCCAUCUGCGAUUCUUUGCUUUAAUACGAUACACCACCAUAAGGCCGUAACCCUGACGGUGAGGAUUUCGGGUACUUCAUUGGUCGCUCAUUUUUAAGCACCUUCUUUACCGGUAUACCACACACAGAAAUGGGAAGGGCCAAUUAACGACUGAUGAAGGGAGAUCGCUAGGGAGGUAGUUAUAGAUAGAUUUGCAAUUGGGGGCGUCGUCGUUUUUUCACCGUAAACAGAGUUGGGUAUACAGAGGCUUUCGUGCUGGGCUCAAAAGGGGUAUCUGCAUGGUGUUUCAAUUGUCUGCCUUUUUGAUAAAUUUGGGCAAUUUGAUGGCGGGAUUUGCGUUUAGUGGGUUGACUAGUUACACAACUAUGAUAUGAAUGGAUAUUCUAGACU
Molecule: messenger RNA, 4019 nt
Organism: Pseudogymnoascus destructans
Lineage: Eukaryota; Fungi; Ascomycota; Leotiomycetes; Thelebolales; Thelebolaceae
Exons: 1
Coding region: 737-2917 (726 amino acids)
Cellular component (GO): cytoplasm
Source: RefSeq, a predicted model, not a curated record